Molecule: messenger RNA, 1142 nt
Organism: Caenorhabditis angaria
Lineage: Eukaryota; Metazoa; Nematoda; Chromadorea; Rhabditida; Rhabditidae
Source: the annotation of a GenBank genome assembly
AUGGGGGAUAAAAAACAAGAAACUGGCUAUGAAGCGUUAUUGAACCAUUACGUAAGUGUUAUUUACAGAAAAAUUUCGAGAAUCCUUCUCAAUUUUCAGCUAGAAGUGUUUUAUCUCACGGCAGCACAAGUAGCGGUUUUCUAUGUUGGUUUGGCAAUUUAUCACUUUUGCGUUUUCAAGAGAAAAUUGGCCAGGGAAGUCGCAAAAGCUUUGGAAACACAAGAACGAUUGGAACAUCUGUCGCUUCUCAGAACUGAACAACAUACAUCGGUAAAUUUAUUCAAAGUUGAUAAUUGAAUUCAUAAUUGAUUUAUUCCAGGCCCAGAAAAGUUUGAAAUCGGAGAUAACUCAAGAAUCCGAAAAACCCAAAAAACCAACAAAGAAAGCAGCGAAGAAUGGAAAGAAAAAUGAAAAGGAGAAAAAGCUGAAAGUGGAGGCAAAAAAGAAGAAACCAAUGAAAGAUAUAAUUGAAGAUACACAAGAAGACAGUGCUUCGGAAUUGCUUGGAAAUCCAACUCAAAUGACAAGUCUUCUCUCGGUGCAAGAAGAUGUAAGUUGAAUCGGGAAUAUUUAUUCACUUUUUUAGAUCUCUCAAUGUUUUUGAAACUUUUCGGGGUUCUUGUUUUGUCUCCCAAUGAAUCUCCAAACCAAUCUGUAAAAAACAAAAAAAAAAUAUUUUCUUCAAAAAUUCAAUUUUGCAGACACCAAAGACAAUGAUAUUGGCAAGCAAAGAAAUGGAACUCUCUCCAACUUUAAAAGGCACACCCGGCCAAGAAAAAACACAAAUAACUGGACCACCCGCAAUUAUCGAAGAAGAUUUAUUCAAUUCAACUGCAUAUUUCAAUCAACCAAUAAAAAUUGUAAAACCAACAACUUAUACAAUGGACGAUGAAAACGAUAAUUAUAAUUAUAUUGGAGGUUCAAGAGAAUUUAUUAAUCCAAAAGAUGGUUAUCCAAUUCCGAAUUCACUCCAACAACAUCAAUAUCAAACUCACAAUUAUCAGCCAAAUAGUCAGCCAAUUUUGAAAUAUGAUCCAAAUCCACCGUUGAGACAUACAAAAGGAACUCAUAAUAAUAUUAGUGUAAAUGCACCAAAUAAUGAUAAUAAUCCAACAAAUGGAGGAGGCCAUAAUUUGUAUUGA